This is a messenger RNA of Xylaria bambusicola, 249 nucleotides long. RefSeq names its product putative U6 SNRNA-associated SM-LIKE protein LSM5. Gene Ontology annotation, cellular component: U4/U6 x U5 tri-snRNP complex; Lsm1-7-Pat1 complex; U6 snRNP. The coding region runs from base 1 to 249 and encodes 82 amino acids. The record is from RefSeq and is a predicted model, not a curated record. Gene Ontology annotation, biological process: mRNA splicing, via spliceosome. Gene Ontology annotation, molecular function: RNA binding. The transcript is spliced from 6 exons. Lineage: Eukaryota; Fungi; Ascomycota; Sordariomycetes; Xylariales; Xylariaceae.
AUGGCAUCCCAACUACUUCCACUGGAGCUGAUUGAUAAGUGUGUCGGCUCUCGGAUAUGGGUUGUCAUGAAGGGCGACAAGGAAUUCAGUGGCACCCUGAUGGGCUUCGACGACUAUGUCAAUAUGGUUCUUGAAGACGUAACAGAAUUCGAUUAUUCGGGCAACCACACAAAACUUCCUAAAAUUCUCUUGAACGGUAACAAUAUCUGCAUGUUGAUACCAGGUGGAGAGGGCCCUGUCGCUACAUGA